This is a messenger RNA of Toxotes jaculatrix (banded archerfish), 2205 nucleotides long. RefSeq names its product synaptic vesicle glycoprotein 2Ca (gene sv2ca). The record is from RefSeq and is a predicted model, not a curated record. Gene Ontology annotation, cellular component: membrane. The coding region runs from base 1 to 2205 and encodes 734 amino acids. Gene Ontology annotation, molecular function: transmembrane transporter activity. Gene Ontology annotation, biological process: transmembrane transport; chemical synaptic transmission. The transcript is spliced from 12 exons. NCBI's taxonomy places the organism in Eukaryota, Metazoa, Chordata, Actinopteri, Toxotidae.
AUGGAGGACACUUACAAUAACAGGACUUCUCUGGUUAAGGGGGCCAAGGACAUGGUCAAGGAGGCCAAGCGGCAUGCAACAAAGAAAGUCAACAAGGUGGUGGACCGUGCUACAGAUGAGUACUCGUCCCACCGCAACUACACCCGAUUCCAGGAUGAUGAGGAUGAAGAUGAGGAUUUCUACCGGAACCCCCCGAGGCAGGAUGGAGAGGGCUACCAUGACAAUGAGGAAGGCUCCAGUGAUGCCACAGAAGGCCACGAUGAUGAGGAUGAGAUCUACGAGGGAGAGUACCAGGGGAUCCCCUCAGCAGGAGAUAGUAAGCAUAAGGCGGGCCAGGUGGCACUGGGGCAGCCAGUGUCAGAUGCCACAAGGGACCGUAAGGAGCUGGAGCAGGAGAGACAGGCUGAUGAGGAGGAGCUGGCCCAACAAUACGAGCUGAUCAUCCAGGAGUGUGGCCACGGGAGGUUCCAGUGGCAGCUGUUCCUGGUGCUUGGGCUGGCACUCAUGUCAGAUGGUGUGGAGGUGUUCGUGGUUGGUUUUGUGCUGCCCAGUGCAGAGACAGACAUGUGUGUACCCAACUCCAGCUCGGGAUGGCUAGGCAGUGUUGUUUACUUGGGCAUGAUGGUUGGGGCGCUCUUCUGGGGCGGGAUGUCAGACAAAGUGGGCCGCAGACAGUGUCUCCUCAUUUGCAUGUCCACAAAUGGCUUCUUCGCCUUCCUGUCAUCUUUUGUCCAGGGAUACGGACUCUUCCUCCUCUGCCGUCUCGUUGCAGGCUUCGGGAUAGGAGGUGCCGUGCCCAUCGUUUUCUCCUUCUUCGCAGAGGUGUUGUCCAGGGAGAAAAGAGGAGAACACCUCAGCUGGCUGUGCAUGUUCUGGAUGAUUGGAGAGAUCUAUGCAUCUGCUAUGGCCUGGGCCAUCAUACCACACUAUGGUUGGAGCUUCAGUAUGGGCUCAGCGUACCAGUUUCACAGUUGGAGGGUGUUUGUGGUGGUCUGUGCCCUGCCCUGUGUGUGUGCUGUGGUGGCACUUACCUUCAUGCCUGAAAGCCCUAGAUUCUACCUCGAGGUGGGGAAGCAUGAUGAAGCCUGGAUGAUCCUCAAACAGAUCCACGACACCAACAUGAGAGCGCGUGGGCAACCGGAGAAAGUCUUCACCGUAAACAGGAUCAAGAUCCCCAAACAGCUGGAUGAACUGGUUGAAAUGGAAUCGGAGUCCAGCAACCCAGUUUCCAAGGUCUUCUUUAGGAUAAAGGCCGAAACACAUGGGAUCUAUCUGAAUCUUAUGAAGUGCUUCAAUUACCCUAUGCGAGAAAACAUGAUGCGCCUAGCCAUAGUGUGGUUCACACUGUCGUUCGGGUAUUAUGGCCUGUCAGUCUGGUUCCCUGAUGUCAUCAAACACCUUCAGGCAGAUGAAUAUGCCUCGAAAGUGCAGAUCCACAACAAUGAACGCAUCGAAGACUUCACCUUCAACUUCACCAUGGAGAACCAGAUUCACAAAAAUGCCCUCUUCAUUAAUGACCGAUUCACCAAUAUGAAGCUGAAGUCCGUCACCUUCAUUGACUCUACGUUUCGUAACUGCUACUUUGACGAUGUGACAUCGGUGGGCUCCUUCUUCCGUAACUGUAGUUUCAUUGAUGCAUUCUUCUUCAACACAGACAUCGAUGAAUCCAAGUUGAUAGAUGGCACAGAGGUGAUCAAUAGCACAUUCACCCACAACAAGACAGGAUGCCAGAUGACAUUUGAUGAUGAUUACAGCGCCUACUGGGUUUACUUCAUCAACUUCCUCGGGACCCUGGCUGUUCUGCCCGGCAAUAUUGUGUCUGCCCUUCUUAUGGACAAAAUUGGGCGUCUGUCCAUGUUAGGUGGCUCUAUGGUGCUUUCAGGCAUCAGCUGCUUCUUCCUGUGGUUUGGCACCAGUGAGUCCAUGAUGAUUUUCAUGUUGUGCCUCUACAACGGCCUGAGCAUCUCUGCCUGGAACUCCCUGGAUGUGGUCACUACUGAGUCAUUCCCUACAGUCAGGAGAGGAACAGGCUUUGGUUUCUGCAACGCUCUGUGUAAGCUGGCCGCAGUCCUGGGGAAUCUGAUUUUUGGUUCUCUUGUUGGCAUUACCAAGGCCAUCCCCAUCCUCAUGGCCUCGUCUGUGCUCGUCGGUGGAGGCCUUGUUGGACUCCGGUUGCCUGACACUAGGGCAAAUGUCCUCAUGUAA